Messenger RNA from Nyctereutes procyonoides (raccoon dog), 723 nucleotides. It is a transcript of the gene CRYGN, whose product is annotated as crystallin gamma N. Lineage: Eukaryota; Metazoa; Chordata; Mammalia; Carnivora; Canidae. Gene Ontology annotation, biological process: lens development in camera-type eye; visual perception. Gene Ontology annotation, molecular function: structural constituent of eye lens. The coding region runs from base 93 to 644 and encodes 183 amino acids. The transcript has 4 exons. The record is from RefSeq and is a predicted model, not a curated record.
CCCGGCCAGCAAAUCUUUUGUCCGGGGCGGCGCUGAGCCAGCAAGGCUGCCGCCCGCUAUAUAGGGGCGGGCCGCGGCGGGCAGGGCGCACCAUGGCGCAGCGCUCGGGGAAGAUCAUCCUCUAUGAGGGCAAGCACUUCACCGGGCGGAAGCUGGAGGUCUAUGGGGACUGUGACAACUUCCAGGACCGAGGCUUCAUGAAUCGGGUGAACUCCAUCCGCGUGGAGAGCGGCGCCUGGGUCUGUUUUGAUCACCCCGACUUCCGGGGCCAGCAGUUUAUCCUGGAGCACGGAGACUACCCUGACUUCCUCCGCUGGAAUGGCCACAACGACCACAUGGCCUCCUGCCGGCCCAUAGGAAUGCAUGGAGAGAACUACCGCCUGGAAAUCUUCGAGGGCUGCAACUUUACUGGCCAGUGCCUGGAGUUUCAGGAUGACUGCCCCUGCCUGCCAAGUCAGGGCUGGUCCAAGAACUGCGUCAAUGCCAUCAAGGUGUACGGGGAUGGAGCGUGGGUGCUGUACGAGGAGCCCAACUACCGCGGCCGCAUGUACCUGGUGGAGCGGGGUGACUUCCGCAGCUUCUCGGACUGGGAGGCCCACAGCGCCCGCAUCCAGUCACUCCGCAGGGUGGUCAACUUCUUCUAGCCGGUCAGGACCAGGGCAUGCAGGGGAAGAGGGCCAGUCACUCCAGCCCCUCCUAGGGCUCAUACCUAGGGAAUAAAAC